CGAAGGGAAAGACCACUAAGAAGAGGCCACAGAGAGCCACUUCAAAUGUGUUUGCCAUGUUUUGACCAGUCACAGAUCCAGGAGUUCAAGGAGGCCUUCAACAUGAUCGACCAGAACCGAGACGGAUUCAUCGAUAAAGAGGAUCUCCAUGACAUGCUGGCCUCUUUGGGGAAGAACCCGUCUGAUGAUUAUCUGGAGGGCAUGAUGAGUGAAGCUCCGGGGCCCAUCAACUUCACCAUGUUCCUCACUAUGUUUGGAGAACGGCUCAACGGAACCGACCCGGAGGAUGUCAUCAGGAACGCUUUCGCCUGCUUCGACGAGGAAGGAUCCGGUUUCAUUCAUGAAGACCACCUGCGAGAGCUGCUGACCACCAUGGGAGAUCGUUUCACAGAUGAAGAGGUGGACGAGCUCUCUCAGAGAGGCUCCCAUUGACAAAAAAGGGCAACUUUAACUACGGGCGAAUUCACCCGGAUUCUCAAACACGGGGCCAAAGACAAAGAUGACAUGUAGAUGAUCAGAGAGCAUCAGCCGCAGAUGCACAGCACAUUACAAACACAUCAGCAAAGUAUUUUUUUUUCCUCUAAAGGCAUUCUAUAUAACCAGGUUGCAUUGCUAAAGAUCUGUGCAGUGUAUUUUUUUGUGUUUUUUUGGGGGACUACAGUAUAAAGCAAUGUACUCUGCA
This is a messenger RNA of Cyprinus carpio (common carp), 682 nucleotides long. Its product is annotated as myosin regulatory light polypeptide 9-like. Gene Ontology annotation, biological process: myofibril assembly; platelet aggregation. Gene Ontology annotation, cellular component: myofibril; cytoplasm; stress fiber. The coding region runs from base 46 to 432 and encodes 128 amino acids. Lineage: Eukaryota; Metazoa; Chordata; Actinopteri; Cypriniformes; Cyprinidae. The transcript has 3 exons. Gene Ontology annotation, molecular function: calcium ion binding. The record is from RefSeq and is a predicted model, not a curated record.